GUUUUGAACGCGUCAUGAUUCGCUGAUAUUCUCGCGCCAGAUCUGUGGCAAGGAAGUUGUCAUUUGUCGUAAUUUCCUAGGACGGAACCACUGCAACAACAGUGCGGAGGAGAAGAGUAAGAGGCGCUCCGAACAGCAUUCUAGGCCUCCUAUGUCAUUGUUUACACCGUGAAAGGAGUUUUGUUUUUGCAUGCAUUAGACAAGCCCCCCUCUGAGAGAACUCGGGGGAAUUUAAGUAAUAGAAGCGGUAAACACCAACAACGAAGAUCCAAGUUGCAGUGGCCUAGUAACAGCAAAUCAAGCACCACGCUGGGUGUUAGCUAUGGAGGAUGUCUCCGCUGUAACGAUCAAAGGCGAGGGAGAUGAACAGGAGUCGGAAGAUGUCAGAGAACAUUUAACCAAGACCGAGAACAGCGCCAACAAGUCUGCCAAAGAUGACAGUACCGAUGGGGAUGGGCUUUUCCGCUGUCUGGAUUGUGGAGAAGCAUUUGGGGAGGAGGCGGCCUACCAGGAGCAUCAACAUGAGCACAUCCAUGAUGGCCCAAUAGUCUGCCUAGACUCUGACUCCCAGUUGGAUGGCUUGCUUGUUUCAGAGAGUGGGGGCCAACGGACACUAUGUUGCGCUCUUUGUGGGCGCAAAUUUGCAGACUCAAGGGGUUUUUACUCACACCAGGCCAAACACCGUAAUGAAGCCCUCAAGCAGUCAACUCCUGUUUUGCAAUCAACUCCUGUGGCCCAGUCAACAGCUGGGCCCCAGUCAACUCCUAAUCAGAGCUUGGGGGUGGCUAAGCAGUAUGUCUAUGAAUGUGAAGACUGUGGUAAAUCCUAUACUUCGAUGGGCUCUUUCAUCAGUCAUACACGCUCACACAAGCAAGCUUCCAAAUCAGUUUUCCAUGAGCUGGCACACCUGAAAAAGAAGUCCUUUGAGUGUCAAACUUGUGGUCGCUGUUACUCCCGUUCAUCAGCUCUAGAUGCUCACCGCCGUUGUCAUGAGGUCAAACUAAUCCCAAAGUCCCGCAAAAGGGGUGCAGAGAAGCAACCACCCGCAGAGGAGCCUGCCAUUGCAACAGAGGACAGCAACAAAGCUUUUGAACAGGUAGAUGAGGCACAGGAAAAUCUGUUUGGGUGUUCAUGUGGCAAAACAUUUCGCUCCCAGUCUGGCCUGAAAACACACCAACGAUUUAGCCACAAUGAAAAAUGUUCUCCUGAAAAGCUUAAGAGAAAACCCAAAAAAUUUGACUGCAGUGAGUGUGAGAAGACCUUCAGUUCUUACGCCGGCAUGCUCUGCCAUCAACGCUAUCAUAUGAAACGAGGUGGUAGUGGUGGCAAAAGGUUUCCAUGUGAGGAGUGUGGCAAGGUCUUUACAACGCUCACAUUCUACUACAAGCACCAGCGUUUGGCUCAUACUGAAGAGACUCCAGCAAAGUCUUUCCUUCAUCAGGUUUGCCAGCUCCAGAAGAAAGCGUUUGAGUGUCAGGAGUGUGGGCUCCGGUUUUCCAGGGCCUCAGCUCUCCAGUCCCAUCGGCUUUGCCAUAACGAUGUUUUUGGACAGACUGAGAAAGAAUCCCAGACACAAACAUCCCCACUACCUCAACAUAAGCUAUUACUGGAUAACAAGACAGAAACUGAAACAUUUUCUUUAGGGGCCAUUGUCUACCCACAGGACACCUCUCAGACCCUUGUGACUGAGAGAGACCCCUGUUUCUGUGAAACUGAUGGCGAUGCAGAGGCUGAUGGAACUGAUGAUGUCAAUGUAGAGGUGAUCAGUAUAAGUGCCUCAGAUGGCUCUGUAAGGGAUGAAGAAGAGUCACUACAAGAACUCAACCCUGAUCUUGAAUUACUGUGUGAAUCAGACCAGGAUGGAAAAGAGGAGAUUGAUGAUGUGUUGUGUCCAAUGGAGUACAUCUCUAGUACACUUAAGUCUAAACCAGAGAUUGAUCUGAAAAUUGUACAAAUUGACUUUCCGCCAUUUGCAGGCGAAGGAGCUCGAACGGAGAAGGUUCAGGGACAAGACCCACCUAAAAGAUUUAACUGUCCUGAGUGUUACCGUUGGUUUACCAGUGUUGCAUCUUUGCGCUCUCACAAACUGUGGCACAGAGUAGAUGGCAAAAAACUAUGGAAUCCUGAAAAUGAUAUUUUCAAGUGCGAUGUAUGUGGGUUUGACACUACACAUCGCAAAACGUACCACAAUCACAUGCGAAAACACGAUGGCCGAAAACCACACAAGAGUUUAUUUUACCAGCUUGCCGGACUACAGAAGAAUAGCUUCAAAUGUGAGGUGUGUGGAAAGUGUUUCUCACGCAUGUCUGCCCUACACUCUCAUCAGCAACAGCAUCCAAAAAGCAAAGCUCAUCCAUGUCCAGAUUGUGAGAAGACUUACUCUAAUGCCAGUGGUUUGUACAACCACCGCAAAAGCUGCCACGCUCCAACCCCCACCCCAGAUGAAGUAUCAGAUACUAAAACUGAAGUGUUUAAUCCAAAGAAGACUUUAUUAGGCCCAACGGUUUAUUGCGAGCGAUGUGGGAAGGGCUUCUGGUCAUUGGGUGCUUACGCUCACCACAAGCAGAAUCAGGCUCAGUGUGCACAUUUGAAGGAGAAGAAUGAGCCAACGGUGUCUUCACAUUCUGUCAAUGGCCCUCCACAUGUUCGUGGUAAAGUUGCUUGCCCUGUAUGCGGAAAGAAAUUUCGUCACCAAGGCAUUAUGAAAUCUCAUAUGAGGAAGCACGAGAAUGGGAAUCAUAGAUGUGAGCUUUGUAGCAAGUCUUUUCGCAUGUUCUCAAGCCUCCUCAGGCACCAGGUUGUACAUAAUGCUGAAAUCCUCCCCCCUCCUAUCAAGUCUUUUCAACAUCAGGUAGAACAAGUGAAGAAGAACGCAUACAGCUGCCCUGAUUGUGGAAAACUGUUUUCACGAGCCAAGGCACUUAAAUUCCACAUGAAGAGCCAUGGUUAUGAGACCGACUACUCUGCCUCAUCACCUAAAUCUGCUCUUGAGCUAGAGGGGCUGAAGUGUUCUACAUGCCUUUACCAUUUCAGCAACAAAUCCUCAUUGCAUACUCACCGAAAACAGUGUGGCAAGAUAAAGACUGUCAGUAAAAGCUACAAGGAGGAUGUUGCCCAAAAUGACACAGUUCCUAAGGCGAAGAAGCUCAAAUGUCCCUCCUGCCCUUCUCUUUUCAACAAUUUACUGUCAUUGCAGUAUCAUCGAAAAGAAUGUGGCAAGCCGAGGGCAAUUGGAGGCUUGGAUGCCAAAGUGAAAGGAGGUUUAGAGAAGGUGUCAAAGUGCAUUGUCAAAGACCUUGUGAAAACAACUCGGUCAAACAACUCGGGCACUGAGAAAAUGACUAAAUCUGUUACUGAGAAGGAACGCGGUGAACAAAAGGAGACCAGUGAGUCCCAAACCUUGAAAGCUGCCACAAUCAACACAACUGAUUUGAAAUACAAAUGUAAAGAGUGUGAGAGAAGCUUUGCUGUUGUAGGAGCACUGAAUUUCCAUAAAAGGAUUCAUGUUCUGGGUCACAAGUCUAAAGUAAAACCAAAGCUGAAAUUUAAAGUGGCCGCAAACCCUGAAGAACCUAAGCAACCCAAAAAGGUAGAGCAAACAACUAAAGGCCAAUUCUGUUGUCCAGAAUGCGGAAGACGUUUUCUCUCCAAUGCAGCCCUUGGCACUCACAGACGAUGGCACACAGAUAAGAAGUUUGCUGGGUCACUGAUAAAAGAUGACAAUACAAAUUCUGUUGGGCACAAGUCAGUGGAUGAGGGACCUUUUCAGUGCAAGAAGUGUGGUAAGGGCUUCUUUUACCUGUGUGUUCUCCGCCGGCACCAGUUGUAUUACCCGCCAUGUCAGACCAAAGCCGAACCAGAGCCUGCAGCGGACACCAGCAUGGAAGGCAACCGCAAACCCUCACACGCUGAAUUUGCAUGUCCAGAAUGUAACACAACUUUCGUCAAGGGCUCACUUUUAGCAGCUCACUAUGAAAGUGAGCAUAACAAACCCAUUGAGUCUGCAGCUCUUCAGGGGGACCAGUCCAUGACCGUGUCCAUUGAAGAGGUCCCGGAGCAGCCUGCCACGUCACACAGCAAGUCUGAAGUCAUUCCAUUAAAGAAGCCAAAGCUUAAAUCAAAUCUUCACCAGUGUCCUCAUUGUGAUAUGAGCUUCUUGAAGGUUCGAGGCUUGCGUGCCCACAAAUGGCAGGCCCACUCCCAGGGCAAGAAGGUUAAGAGCAAGGGCACUUUGGCUGAGAGCAGGGACUCUGUUGCCAUUAACACCUUGGCUACCAAGGAAAAUGAACUGGUUAAUGAGAGUUACAGAAAGGACUUAGUUACAGAAAACAAAGGCACUGUUCUCAAAACCGAACACUAUGUUACAAAGAGUAAGAAUGCUGCUGGCAGAAGGAAGAAAAGUCGACCGGGUUUCAAAUCCAUCCCUUGCGUUGACUGUGGGAAGAGAUACAGUUCUUCUGGGGCACUCUAUAAUCACAAGAAGAUCUGUGGAGUGCUCAAGCAGGAAGUUAAUCCAGGAAUGGCAGAAGUAGUGGAAGAGGAACCCUCACCACCAACCCGCCUCUAUGAGCAGACAAUCAAAUGCCUCUUCAAGUGUGACAAGUGUGGAAAAGCUUUCCCAACUGAAGAGCAACUAGGAACCCACAAGGACUUGGCAAAGAGCCGACCUCAUUCUUGUGCCCUGUGCUGCCGUGGAUAUUGGACUGAGACUCAGUUGCAACAGCACCUGGCCUGGCACGACGAGGUCCGCCGACGACUACCAACAGAGCUUCGUUACAGACUCAGUGCUUCUGUAAGCACAGGGCCCGCCAAACUCAAUGUCCCUCUGCCUGAUUUGAAGGCGAAGUCAUCCCUCAAGCCACUACCUACACCCCCCUCCCGGCCACAGAAUAGCCACAAGUGCCAGCACUGUGGAAAAGCGUUUCUAUCUCCAGGUGCUCUGCAUAAACACGAGGCUCAACACGACAGCGAUGGCUCCUACCGUUGCUCCCUUUGUCCCCGGACCUUCAGUGAGAUUCGGGACCUCAUUGACCAUCACCAGGAAUGUAUGGGUGAUGACAAAGGGCAGAGAGAUCCCUACACUGCUGUCUCCUCAAGAGACACCGAUGGCCUUACUUGCAUUGAAUGUGGAAUGCGUUUCAGUCGAGAGUUGGAGUUGCACCAGCACUACAUUGAACAUGCUCGUGGAGCAUAUUAGAUUAACGAUGUAACUAAUACAAGUCAGGAGAUAUUAGAAGUGGAAUUUAACUUUUUCAUGCACUUAUGCACCUCUUUCUACUAAAGUUAAAUUUCCAGGGUGGACAUUUCUUUCUCCAGGGUAUUUUCAAGCACUAAGUGUCUAAGAGACUUGCUAAAUUUGACUAUUCUGAUUUGACUAUUCUAAUUAUAUCUAUAGAAUGCUGUUAACAUUAUUUCAAAUAUAUCCAAGUGCUUCUUUAGCUCUUGACACCAUUAUUUUAUCUUUCUCAGGUUUUAUUUCACACUGGACCUGUACAUAAAUGUAAAAUAGUCUAAACUCCUUUUAUCAGUUCCCCUGAUUUGAAAUGUGUCCUCUUGGUGUAGAAAUGUGUAGUUAUAGAGAAAGAGAAAGUUCGCUAAUGGUUCUCCAUGCCUAGAAAUUAUUACAUCCUGUACAGUACAGAGAUUUGUCUGUCAAGGUGGGCACUAAUUUAAGUUUGUUUUGCUUGACUUAGUAUAUGCAAGGGGAGAACGUGAGUCACCCACUUUCAGUAACAUGCACUUGAGUUUCUUUUGAGAAAUUAAUCAAGUUCUGGCUUUAACCUGUCUAUAUAAGAUGGAUGUUUAUAGUAUUAUUAGUACCUAUUUUUGUCUGUUUUCAUUUGCAAAAUAUUACCACACUAAUAUUGUAUCAUUAAUAAUUAGAAAAUUGAAUGUUUUCCUGGAUUUCACUACCAAAGUUCCCAAAUACUAACAGUUGAUUGUUACUUUUCUUUUACUUUCCUGUGUUGUGUAAACAUUUAUCUAUUGUAAUGAGUUUGAUUUAACAAACUGGUUUAGCAUUUGUUCAUGGAGUUAUAUUCCUUGUUGAUUUAAAUGAAACCUUAAAGUUUUUAGACUAUUGCUAAUCUUUUGAAGUCAUGAUCUUUAUGAUAACUCAUUUCAAUGUAACCUUUUCCUUGUACCUUUAAACUACUACUGGUGUCUUAUUAAUGCAGACAUGAAGAGUUUUAGUAAAUGGUUAAAACUGUA
Messenger RNA from Oncorhynchus keta (chum salmon), 6210 nucleotides. RefSeq names its product zinc finger protein 91-like. Gene Ontology annotation, molecular function: DNA-binding transcription factor activity, RNA polymerase II-specific; RNA polymerase II cis-regulatory region sequence-specific DNA binding. Gene Ontology annotation, biological process: regulation of transcription by RNA polymerase II. The record is from RefSeq and is a predicted model, not a curated record. Lineage: Eukaryota; Metazoa; Chordata; Actinopteri; Salmoniformes; Salmonidae. The transcript has 2 exons. The coding region runs from base 323 to 5197 and encodes 1624 amino acids. Gene Ontology annotation, cellular component: nucleus.